CACCUUGAACAAGUCGUACCAACAAGCUAGUUGGCUGUCAUAUAAGUGCCUCCAAAUGCGCGCGGCAAAGCUGGCAAACUCACAUAGUAACAGAAGUAGAAGAGCAGCAAUAGAGUGAAGAAUCGAGCGAGAUGGCGAACUGCUUCGGCGAAGUGGUCGACGACGAGAGGCUGAACAAAAUGGAGAGGUACAUGGGUAAGCCAAAGUCACGCCAAGACAGAGCAAGAGAGGCCUGGAAUCAGAUCAGCAAGGACGACAAGGACGCCAACGCUACCAGGUACGUCGAAGGUCUCAAGUCCAUGUAUGGCAAUGGACAGUCCACACUGUGCCUUGUGUAUAAUGCGACGGGUGACACCCUCCGCAAAGUCGACAACCACGACUGGUAUGGUUAUAUCGGCAGCGCUCCCUACCCCGACGAGAUCGGCAAUGGCCAGUGGGCUGCCUUCCAUCACGUCCACCGGGCUGGCGAGCCGUCGGGUUCCGUAGGCGCUGUUGUGUACCGUGGGAAGAAUGGCGAAGGGGAGCAGAAGGACUAUCUUGUUGCAUGGAGUACUCCAUGGGGCAUGUGGUACCGCAACAAGGCUUAUUGCGAGAUCGGUGCCGUCAAUUGCUACCAAAAUCUUUGGGCUGGUAUGUACAAUAGAGUGGCCAAUUCUGAUUAUUCUUCGAGUGCUAGAUCCAACGGGUGCGAGAUUGAUGCAAGAAUUGAAACAGGCGAUAGCCCGAAAUUUACUGCAAAAAUCACCGUCCGCUGACCAGUCAUAUACAGCAAUUGUGUGCCAUGCGCCGGCUCUAUGGAUGGCACUUCGAUUUAGUUGGAGGAUGGCGUUUGUUUGUAUCAUUAAUUCCUGUAGUUCCGAAUAAACGGCACUGAACCUAUUUGCACAUUUUCAUCUAUUCAGUAUCAUAAUUUCAGUUUGAUUUAUUAUGGACUAGCUAAUUGUCCGUAUGUUGUAAUGGGACACAAAUAUAUACGCAAUCAUCAUUAUUUACUGUCAUUUUCUUGUUAUGUGAUUACGUAUCAAAAAUAGACUUCAACUCCCAACUGAAUCGGAUUGGCUUAAUAAACAUGAUUUAUUUAUAGUACACCAAUAAGACUUGGGGCUGUUGAGGCGAAUUUCAAGAAAGACCAGUGGAACGGGUUAUUUGAAAAAACAGAUUUGAUAGGGCGAAAUCAAAACGGGAAGUGGAGGAGGGGAUGAUGUAAGUACAGGGGGCGGAUCAAUAACCAAUCUACUGUGCGUACGAUUCUUAUAUAUGUAGGAUUUAAUACGAUUACUAAUCAAGUGGCCGGCUGCAGUCCACUUCUACGCAUGGGCGGCUAGAUAUGUCAUACAAAAAUCGGAUGCAUGGCAUCGUACACAUAGCAGCACUCGACCAAUAAUGCUAGACCUAUAAAAAAACUACAAUGUUUUUUUUUUGCGGUGUAAAAAACGACAAUGUUUAUACCUAACUUUCCACAUUAUAACUCUCUCUCUACCUCGAAUUCAACUGGUGUGGCCACUUCAUCCACCUAUUACCAAUCAUAAUCCUGCACAUCAGCUUAUUUCUGGAAAAAAAAAAUU
Aegilops tauschii subsp. strangulata is the source of this 1565-nucleotide messenger RNA. Its product is annotated as 23 kDa jasmonate-induced protein. NCBI's taxonomy places the organism in Eukaryota, Viridiplantae, Streptophyta, Magnoliopsida, Poales, Poaceae. The record is from RefSeq and is a predicted model, not a curated record.